AUGGAGCCAGACAGGACUCAGAUAAAGCUUGACCCCAGGUACACGGCGGAGCUUCUGGAAAUCCUGAAGACCAACUACAGCAUCCCCUCUGCCUGCUUCUCUCACCCUCCCACUGCAGCCCAGCUUCUGAGGGCCUCUGGCCCGUUGGAAAUUGCACUCACGGUCACCAUGACCUUGCUUGCCUUGGGCUCCAUCGCCAUCUACCUGGAGGACGCCGUCUACCUGUACAAGAACACCCGCUGCCCCAUCAAGAGGAGGACUCUGCUCUGGAGCAGCUCUGCACCCACGGUGGUGUCUGUGUUCUGCUGCUUCGGGCUCUGGAUCCCUCGUUCCCUCAUGCUCGUGGAAAUGGCCAUCACCUCGUUUUACGCGGUGUGCUUUUACCUGCUGAUGCUGGUCAUGGUGCAAGGCUUUGGUGGGAAGGAAGCAGUCGUGAGGACCCUGAAGGACACCCCAAUGAGGAUCCACACAGGCCCCUGCUGCUGCUGCUGCCCCUGCUGUCCCAAGCUCAUGCUCACCAGGAAGAAGCUUCAGGUGCUGAUGUUGGGCCCCUUCCAGUACGCCUUCUUCAGGAUAACCCUGGGCCUGGUGGGCCUGUUCCUCGUCCCUGAUGGCAUCUUCGAGCCAGCAGACAUUUCUGAGACAAGCACAGCUCUGUGGAUCAACACUGUCCUCGGUGUGUCCACUCUGCUGGCUCUCUGGUGCCUGGCCAUCGUUUUCCGUCAAGCCAAGCAGCACCUGGGCGAGCAGAACAUCGGGGCCAAGUUUGCUCUGUUCCAGGUGCUCCUCAUCCUGACCGCCCUGCAGCCAUCCAUCUUCUCGGUGUUGGCCAACGGCGGGCAGAUUGCUUGUUCGCCUCCCUUUUCCUCUAAAAUCAGGUCUCAAGUGAUGAAUUGCCACCUCCUCAUACUGGAGACUUUUCUGAUGACAGUGCUGACACGGAUGUACUACAGAAGGAAAGACGACAAGGUUGGCUAUGAACCUUUCCCUUCUCCAGCUUGA
Molecule: messenger RNA, 1002 nt
Organism: Pipistrellus nathusii (Nathusius's pipistrelle)
Lineage: Eukaryota; Metazoa; Chordata; Mammalia; Chiroptera; Vespertilionidae
Source: the annotation of a GenBank genome assembly